This is a messenger RNA of Xenia sp. Carnegie-2017, 2261 nucleotides long. RefSeq lists its product as uncharacterized. The coding region runs from base 123 to 1700 and encodes 525 amino acids. The transcript has a single exon. Lineage: Eukaryota; Metazoa; Cnidaria; Anthozoa; Malacalcyonacea; Xeniidae. The record is from RefSeq and is a predicted model, not a curated record.
UCUAAGAAUCGUGUCGCAAUUUCUCAAACUUGAUUAUUCAAAUAAAAGUGAAUGAGAGAUCUGCAUUUUGGGACAAUUAAUGAAUUAUUUUCAUAGAUUAGUCGGUUGAACAUACUUAAAAGAUGCUGGAGGAAAUAAUUGGGUUUGCCUUGUCGAUUUGUUCACUCUUCGUUUCGGAUAUACCGAGAGUGACUUCCAAUACGGAAACUUUACAAGACAGUUGUAGUUUUGAGUUUAGAGAUGUGGACGAUGAUGCACAAAAUACUUUUAUUAACAAAGAGUACGACGACAAUAAUUACGAUGAAAUGAUAAAUGAAAAUUUUGGAAGUGAGGCAAAUCAGUGCGUAACUAAUUUUGAUUAUUGUGAAACCCGUAAAAAAGCUUGGAAGUCAUUUUGGAAAUGUUUGUGGAUAAACUUUAGCAUCAUUGUAGCCAUAAUCAUCCCUAUUGCGUUUGCUAUAACGCUUGUUUACGUGGCAAUGAAUACGACCAACAGUUGUCGACAAUGGCAGAAAAAGAACAACACGCUACCGUUGUAUGUAAAGCGUGCUCACGUCUUUGGUGGUUGCGUCAAUUCGAUAUUGGUAUAUGCAUGGUUUCCAUUCACGAUGAUUUUAUUAUUCGGUUGGAAUGAAUUUAAAGCAAAGUUUUUAUCCAUAGUUUAUCUAGGAGUAAUCUUCUGCGAAUUGGUUGUUAUAUAUCACUUGAUUUCGUUCCAGCUCAAUGUUUACGAUGUUCAUAGCUACUACAGAUAUCCUACAGCUAUUUUAUUCAGCCUCUCGUUAGUAUGCUCCUCAGUUGUCGUCGUUUACAACAUUCGAGUAAACGAACCUUAUAUUCCAUAUUCCAACUGUCACAUCAUAACACUUGUUCUUAUGGAAUUUACAUCUUGUCUUUCAGUUUCGUAUUUAUACAAGUAUACUAUCAUUCCUGAGUUUAAUAAUGUUCGCCUGAACUUGUACAAAUUCUUGCUUGCUACCACAGCACCACUGCUAGCGCUUAUUCCCACAGUGCUUUGCAGGCAUAUGGCGUUGAGAAAAAGUUCCGAGGUCGUUCAUCCUGGUCGUAGUUUUGUUUUGGUGUACGUAAUCCGAGGUGGAGUUAUAUUUCUUUAUAGGACAAUGCAGACAAACGUGAAAAGCAUUUGGCUUUUCAUCGGUCUUUCAUUGUUUUCAGCGGUUUUGAACUUUUUAAAAAGGGCAACCCAAAAACUACGCUUCAACUUAUGGAAACAAAUGGUUUUAGCUUUAAACAAAUUCUGUUGUUUUCAAAGAUUACAGGUUUUACCAUGGAACACAGCUCAUGCCAGACGAUUAAAGGCUGAUUUAGAAAUUCAAGAUAUACUUUUCGAAUACAACACCCUCAUUUUGAGUCAAGCCUACUUCAUUUCCUAUCAGCUUCAAAGUUUUAACAUUGCCACGGAGCCAAUGUUACAUAAGUUCCUGAAAAGGAUUGCGAUCGGUGUUACCAUCGAUUUCAUCUUUAACUGUCUGUCCAACUAUGUUCAAAUGUUUUACUACAACAUUCCUAUAGGCCGCGUGUGGAAAAAAUACUGGAAACGACAUUUGUUGGCCAAUCUAGUUGUUGUGUUUACUAUUAUCGCUAAUUUUAGCAAAGCUUUCGAAUCUGUGUUUCGAUCGUACUUUGAAGAUACUGGAGAGAGUUCCAUAUACGUUAUUAAGAACUGUUCGUUGUUUUAGUUUAGAAAUUCAUACAAAUAUAUCUUUACGAUUAACGAGGAUUGUUUUCGUAAGUACUAACAACUAUGACUACGACGCCUUGAAGUAGAUUACAGAUCAAAUCACCCGGACGAGGAAAUUUCCCAACCUGUCGAUGACAAGGGAUUACUUAAUUAGUUAUCUAUGGUUUUAAUUGGUAAAAGCGUAGUCAAUGGGAGUUUUAAGGCGUACAAUUGUUUUUCAUGAUUGCCUAAAGUGCCGUGAGAAUAAUAUUUUUACAACGUGCAAGUGGUACGUAUAAAUAAAAAUUUCAACCGUUUGAAUGGUUUACAGUUACAGUAACAUUUUGACAAGUCGACUACGACUCGUGUCAUUCCCUGAAACGGUCAAACUUCGUACUCGCAGUUGUACUCUUGCUAAAGCUAUCUUGCGUUGUUCGCGAUGUCGAAGAAUGUGGUUGAAAAAUAAAUUUUCGUUUGUGACAUGUUGACGCUAUACUACAAUAGUACAUAUUUAUAAUAUAGUAUUAAUAAAUGAGAGUGGAAAUUUAUGGAAUACUAAUUAUGUGAAAGUCUAGACAUA